Rattus rattus (black rat) is the source of this 4015-nucleotide messenger RNA. It is a transcript of the gene Polk, whose product is annotated as DNA polymerase kappa. Lineage: Eukaryota; Metazoa; Chordata; Mammalia; Rodentia; Muridae. The transcript is spliced from 15 exons. Gene Ontology annotation, biological process: error-prone translesion synthesis. The record is from RefSeq and is a predicted model, not a curated record. Gene Ontology annotation, cellular component: nucleus. The coding region runs from base 404 to 2965 and encodes 853 amino acids. Gene Ontology annotation, molecular function: DNA-directed DNA polymerase activity; damaged DNA binding.
AUCCUCCCUCCACCCCGCCCCGGGCCCCUCCCGGCGGCUCUCGACGCUCCCUACCUCCGGCCCUCCCGGGUGACGACGGGUAGGGAAGGAGGCGGAGCAGGGAAAGGAGAGAGCUGAACAGGGAAAGCGCUGCGCUGCAUUCUGGGAAGGCCGGCGCUCUGUCCGCCGCGCAGCCUCCUGGGAGUUGUAGUCGCAAUCCUAGGCAACUGGUGUGUGUGUCCUGGGCGCGCGGAAGACUGGUUGCCUAGGGGAACCUUCUGAGGGCAAGUGGGCUUCUUUUGACAGUUGCGUGCCCCUUCGGUCCAGCCUGGCUUCCGAUUCUGCCUUGCGUGUUUAUGACGAGCCUGCGAAUCGGGACGUGAGAACCCUCAGAUCACAAGGAAGAGAUCGCUGCGUUUGCAUCAUGGAUAACACAAAGGAAAAGAACAACUUCAAAGACGCCCUUCUGCUCCGCAUGGGGCUAAAUGAUAACAAGGCAGGCAUGGAAGGGUUGGAUAAGGAGAAAAUUAACAAAAUUAUCAUGGAAGCCACAAAGGGGUCCAGAUUUUAUGGAAAUGAACUCAAGAAGGAAAAGCAAGUCAAUCAACGGAUUGAAAACAUGAUGCAGCAAAAGGCGCAAAUUACCAGCCAGCAACUAAGGAAGGCCCAGCUACAGGUUGACAGAUUUGCGAUGGAAUUAGAACGGAACCGGAAUUUGAACAACACCAUAGUUCACGUGGACAUGGAUGCUUUCUAUGCGGCUGUAGAAAUGAGGGACAACCCGGAACUGAAGGAGAAGCCCAUCGCCGUAGGAUCCAUGAGCAUGCUGGCUACUUCAAAUUACCACGCAAGGAGGUUUGGGGUUCGCGCAGCCAUGCCAGGAUUUAUUGCCAAGAGACUCUGCCCACAACUUAUUAUAGUGCCCCCAAACUUUGACAAGUAUAGAGCUGUGAGUAAGGAGGUUAAGGAGAUACUCGCUGAAUAUGAUCCCAAUUUUAUGGCCAUGAGUCUGGACGAGGCCUACUUGAAUAUAACACAGCACUUACAGGAAAGGCAAGGGUGGCCUGAGGACAAAAGAAGAUAUUUCAUCAAAAUGGGAAGCUGUAGAAAAAUUGACACACCCGGGCAGGAAGCUGAUGAGCUGACUGAGCGGGAGCGCUCCAUCUCCCCACUGCUUUUUGAAGAUAGCCCUCCUGAUUUGCAACCCCAAGGAAGUCCUUUCCAACUGAACUCUGAAGAACAAAACAAUCCUCAAAUAGCCCAAAAUCCAGUUGUUUUUGGAACAUCAGCUGAGGAAGUGGUAAAGGAAAUUCGCUUCAGAAUUGAACAGAAAACAACGCUAACAGCCAGCGCAGGCAUCGCCCCUAAUACAAUGUUAGCAAAAGUGUGCAGUGAUAAGAAUAAACCAAAUGGACAGUACCAGAUCGUCCCCAGCAGGAGCGCGGUGAUGGACUUCAUCAAGGACUUGCCUAUUCGAAAGGUUUCUGGAAUAGGAAAAGUUACGGAGAAAAUGUUGCUGGCUCUCGGGAUUGUUACUUGCACAGAACUCUACCAACAGAGAGCGUUGCUUUCUCUCCUUUUCUCUGAAUCAUCCUGGCACUAUUUUCUUCAUGUCGCACUGGGCCUGGGUUCAACAGACCUGGCGAGGGAUGGAGAAAGGAAAAGUAUGAGCGUUGAAAGGACAUUCAGUGAGAUCAAUAAAACAGAGGAACAGUACAGCUUGUGCCAAGAACUGUGCACUGAGCUCGCCCACGAUCUCCAGAAGGAAGGACUUAAGGGCAGAACUGUCACCAUCAAGCUGAAGAACGUGGAUUUUGAAGUAAAAACCCGCGCAUCUACAGUCCCAUCUGCCAUUUCUACUGCAGAGGACAUAUUUGCCGUUGCCAAGGAGCUGCUAAGGACAGAAGUCACUGCAGGCUCUCCACAGCCCCUGCGGCUAAGACUGAUGGGUGUUCGGAUGUCUACUUUCUCCAACGACGAUGACAGGAAGCACCAACAAAGGAGCAUCAUUGGCUUCUUACAAGCUGGAAACCAAGGCUUGUCACCCACUGGGUGUACUGCAGACAGAACUGACAAAACUGAGCUCGUAAAGCCCUUAGAAACGUCUCGUAAGAAGAGUUUCUUUGAUAAAAAGCGAUCAGAAAGGAUCCCAAACUGUCAAGACCCACCCAGAUGUAAAAUCGUGGGUGAGCAAGCUUUGCAGGCCUCGGAACCAUCCCAAGCAUUGAAGAAGAUGAGCGAGAGUUUCAAAACCUCAGAGAAUUCAAAUGACCCUCAGACAUUUAUAUGUCCAGUUUGCUUUAGGGAGCAAGAAGGCAUCAGUCUGGAAGCCUUUAAUGAACAUGUAGAUGCAUGUCUCGACGGACCGUCCACCAGUGAGAACUCAGAGAUGCCCAGUUACUCACAUGCUUCGUCUGCGGACAUUGGUCAGCAGGAAGAUGCACACCGUGCUGUUCCACUGUGGGAGAAGCGGGGGCAUGCAGACGGAGAGAUCACCUCAGGAGAUGGUGCAGAUCUAACAGAGACUGAAGACAGAUCGCCGAAAGCAGCAAGCAUGGACACUGUAGGGAAUAAUCACAGCGAAGGGGAGGGAUAUCCUGAUAGUCAGGGCAAGUCCUGCCCUCUGUCACCCGCAAACGAGACUGUCAGCACGUUAAGUAGGGAAGACUCUGCCCAGCCCUGUAUAGAUGACGUAGUGACAGGACGAGCUCUAGUUUGUCCCGUUUGUAACCUAGAACAAGAGACAUCUGAUCUCACCCUCUUCAACAUCCACGUGGACAUUUGCUUAAAUAAAGGCAUCAUCCAAGAACUGAGAAACAGCGAAGUUAACUCAGUUAAGCAACCCAAAGGGAGCACGAGAAGCACUGACAGACUUCAGAAGGCUUCAGGAAAGACAAAAAGGGCAGGCCGGAAGACAAAGGGCUCAACAUCCAAGAGAACAAAACCCCGAGAUCCCAGACACACCCUUGAUGGAUUUUUUAAAUGAACUUUGAACAUUUUGUCAACAUUUUUAAUUGUAGUUAUUAUUUUCAUAGUCAAUGUAUUUAUUUUUCCUCACUUUAAAUAUGUUCCUUUAAGGAAGACAAGUGCAAUAAUAAUACCUCCCCCACGUGACCUUUUUAAGAAUAUAGACUGAAUAUUAAUAUAUAUGUAUGUGUGUGUGUGUGUGUGUAUAUAUAUAUAUAUAUAUAUACAUACACUGGGAAUGAAAUUUAUAUAAUCAGUUGGAAAUCAGUCGUAUUAGAGACAGCGUAAGAAGUGAGGUCAGAAGAUAAUUUUAUAAUGAGUAUAAAAUAUUUACACGGACUCUGAGCCAUUGCAGUGACCUCAGCGUCAGCUCCUCAGUGCUUGGCCACCGUGUUGCCGUUUAUGCGACUGUACUGCUCGUGAGCAGAUGUAAUUAGAUUUAGCCAUGAUCACCACGAAGAGCUUCAGCUUAACAGAAAGGGUGUGGGCAUGGCUGCUCCCUUCAGGAAGCGAUGCACAGUAUUACCUGUGUUCAGAGGCCUGGCUCAAACCAUUGUCAUUUGUAUCGUCUUACUUAUCAAUAAGCACUUGGUUCGCAUAGAGAAAUGCUUAGUCUGAAACUCAAGAUUGUUUUUGUAACUCAGUACUUUAAUUUCUUCCCGGCUAUAUUUGCUACAGAUCUGCAGUAAACAAGAUAAGUCCCUUGGUUUUCAUCCACCUCUUUAGGACAAAUAGACGGCUCUGAAGAUGACCCCCUAGGAGGCGCUGCCCUUGCCGUAGCUACUUCUCUGUGCCCCUGUUAAUGGUUGUGGAAGAAAGCUUUGCAGCAGUUCAGAGGUUGCUGCAGAUGGAGUGCCACCCACAGGUUCUUAUCAAAAAGCCCUUCCUGCUACUGCUUUAAGAACUGAUUCCUGCUGGCUCUGGCUUGUGGUGGCUCAGGCCUUUAAUCCUAGCACUGGGAGGCAGAGGCAGGAGGACCUCGGAGUUGGGGGACAGCUUGGUCUACAGAGUGAGUUCCAGAAAGAACAGCCAGAACCACACAGAGAAACCCUACCUCCCAAAAGAAAAA